This is a messenger RNA of Arabis nemorensis, 186 nucleotides long. NCBI's taxonomy places the organism in Eukaryota, Viridiplantae, Streptophyta, Magnoliopsida, Brassicales, Brassicaceae. The record is from the annotation of a GenBank genome assembly.
AUGCCGUCGUCUUCUCCUCGUCGCGAUGUAAGCCCAUCCACCUUACCGGACCGAGUCAUCACGAGACCUGGCCGGCAGAGACCUUCUCACUGCGUGGAAGCCUCGUCGCGAGGACCUCGCCAUCAACGAACGCGACCUAGCCAGAAAAACCGCAAUCUCAUCGCUAACUUCAUCGAUCGUGACUAG